This is a messenger RNA of Scleropages formosus (Asian bonytongue), 5566 nucleotides long. Its product is annotated as periplakin-like. Gene Ontology annotation, molecular function: structural molecule activity; cadherin binding. The transcript has 22 exons. Gene Ontology annotation, cellular component: cytoplasm; cytoskeleton; intermediate filament. Bases 114 to 5333 code for a protein of 1739 amino acids. Gene Ontology annotation, biological process: wound healing; intermediate filament cytoskeleton organization. The record is from RefSeq and is a predicted model, not a curated record. Lineage: Eukaryota; Metazoa; Chordata; Actinopteri; Osteoglossiformes; Osteoglossidae.
GGUGCGCGCUGCGCGGUCCCGCGCUCUUUGGGGUGUAGCGCAUGUUGAAGAAGAAGAGAGGACGUGUCGUCUCUGAGGACAAGUUCAGGUGAUCCACCUAAGGACGUGUCAUUAUGAAGAAGCAAGACUCCAGUGGUAGCCUGCCUCCUUCGCAGAGCAUAGAGUCCAACACAGAGCUUUCAGCACUGACUGAGGAAUUGCAGAAGAAAGUGAACAAUGUGGAAAGGAACAUCUCUGAAACUGAAGACAACUUGGCCAGAGACCAGGUUGCGAUUCAUGAGGGGAAGGAACCAAUGUUCAUGAAUUACACCAGAAGAAAAAUACAAAGCACCCUGGAGAGACUUAAGGAGGUAGAGGAGGAUGCUGCUGAUGCUGCAUGUCUCAAGCACCCAGAAACACAAACAAUGGAGGAAAAUCUCAAGCAGCUGAGAAAGAGAAUUAUGGAACUUAAUGAGAACCAUGACAAAAUUUACAACUCAGCACCUUCAGAAAGGCUCCCCGCUAUUAACUGGGAAAAAAUUAUCAUGGAGAGGCAGGACAGUCUGAGCAGCAAGAGGUUUGGGACUGACCUGCCUACUGUUGAGGGCCAAAUGGAGGAACACAGUAUAUUCCAUAGUGAAGUUGAAGCUCUGGGACCUCUCAUAACUGACAGUGAUGACAAGGAGCUCAUGAGUGACUUGCAGCUGAAGUACAACACGCUGUUGGCCACAUCAACAGCAUGGCACCAGGACCUGCUCAGCCUGCGGGACUACAUGCUACGCUGCACCAUUGAGCUCUACUGGAUGGAUCGGCAGGUGGAAGACCGCAUCAACUACGACUGGAGCGAUGCCAAUGCGGAUUACCCGUAUCGACAGAGACAGCACGAGAACGUGCGCAAAUGUCUCGGAUUGAAGGAGGCUGCUGUUACCAGUUUGUGCGAUGAAGGGGAAAAGCUCAUAGCUGCCAACCACCCAGGAAAAAAUGUUAUUAAGGCACACAUGGAAGCAGUUCAGGCAGACUGGCAAGAGUUCAAUAGCCUGCUCAUUUGUGAGCAGAGUCACCUUAGCAACAUGGAAGAUUAUCACAAAUAUUACAAAGAUGAACGAGACAUUCAGGACUUCCUGAAUAGUUUGGAUGCAGAGCUGAACCAGAAAUACAUCCCUGCAUUUAAAGACUUGUACCAGAUUGAGGGUCUGAUUUCUGGCAUAGAUGACCUGGUGGAAGAAUUAGAUCAUCACGAGGAACGAGUGAAGGCUUUGGAGAGGCGCAGUCAGCAGGUGUGUCCCCUAAAAUUCCGCAGGGAGAUGCUCAAGAUGCCCCUAAAGGUGGAGGCCCUAUGUGACUUUGUUACAGACAAGGGGAAGAUAACUCUUGGAGAGAGGUACACCCUGCUCGCCAACAAUGGAACCAAAUGGGAUGUGAAGGAUUUGGCCGAAUGUCAGCUGUCUGUCCCUGCUGUGUGCUUUGUAAUCCCCCCACCUGACCCGGAAGCCAUCUCUCUUUCAGAAAAAAUUUCAAACCAGCUGAAAAUUCUCAAACAAAAGGUCUCCAGCAACAAGGUCGUACUACUGAAUCAGCUUGAGGUCCUUAAGAAAGCAAGCUCAAGUGUCGCUGGUAACCAAGAUCAGUUGUGUCUUCGACUGAUGGCCUGCUUGGAAAAAGUGACUAGUGAUCUGGAAAAGCAGGAGAAAGCCAUCUACAAUUGUCUUCGGCCUCCACUGCAGCAGAAUCAUCCACUCCAGGACAGUUCCGAUCGGCUGCAGGAUCUAAAGGAUAUUGGGACCUUAAUUAAAAAAAUAGUGCCUGAAAAAAACUCCAAAGUUCAUGAAGCAGACACAUUUCUAACAUCUAACCCUAAAUGCACCGCUGCCUCUCAACUUUUCACAAAUGUCAAUAAAGCCAACAACAAAUACAAUAAGGUCAACUUGCUGCUGAAGUGCGCAGAAGACAGACUUUUGAAUUCCAAUCGUCUGGAGAGCGCUCUACAAACUGUAAGGGCUCUUCUGUCCACCUAUGAAAUGGCACUGACAAAGGAUGAAAUUAUGCCUCCUGACAUAGGCUCACUUGUAAGAUUACAGGACGACCUUUUUGAUAUUUCGUCUGAGUUGGCCUCCAAGAAGCCUACCAUUUCUGAGAUGCAGCAGAGCCUCUCAGUUGCCAAGUGGAGCUGUGAAAACGUGGCCAGCCAAAUGCAGGAGCACUGUCCUGACAUCGACAGGCAGGAAGCAGAAGCCCACAGGCUAGCAAAGCGCUUUGAAAACCUGGUCAAGCGGGUCAACAAUAGGUCUAAAAGCCUACAAAGAGCCAAAGCAGCUUAUAACAACUAUCACAAUAAAUACAAUGACCUAAAAGAAUGGCUUUCCCAGCUACCAAAUUAUGAACCACAAGAAAUGGAUGAUGUCAAACAAGUGGAAACAAAACUGAAAAAGCAAAGAAGUCUAUUGUCUGAUGUUGCAAGGAAGGAGUCUGAUUUGCAUGAUGUGCUAAAAAAUGCACAAGUGUAUCAAGAAGCAGUCAAGGACUACGAAAGUGAAACUGAACAAUUUAAAUCAAUUCUUGACCUUGACGAAGGUCAAGUCCUGCGGACAAGAAGACCAUUUGAAUCUCCAGGUUUGAAAGUUAAAAAUGAGGUGUCUGCCAUAGAAACCAGGUUUACAGAAGUUAAUGCCAUAAACAAGCAAAGACUUCAGAGCCUUGAAUAUGCACAAAGUCUCCUCUGCCAGCAGAAUAUAAAGUCUCUGAGGUUGGUGGCACCAGCAGAACAACUCUGGAGGUUAAAGAAGAACCUGGAAAAUGAAAGUGACUACAGAAAACAUGUUGAAAAAGAGAUCCAAACCAUCCAGAAUGACAUUUUCUUGCUGGAAAAUCAGACCUCACAAGACACAAUUGUUAAGAAGGAGCUGAUUAAAAAGGCUCUUGAUCCACAGCUUGUGGAAGAGGUUACCACAAUUCAGCAAAAACUCUUGCAGGAACAGAGAGUUACCCGGGGCCUAGAAAAAGAGCUGGAGGUCCUUCGGUUCAAACUGUGCAUGCUGGAAAAGGAGAUGGGAAAGGAUGCUCAACAGUACAUUGUUAAAGAAGUUCUGCGCAUUGAAAAGGACAGGAAAGCUGAGGAGGAGCUGAGAAGGCUGAAUGAUGAGCUGAAUGAAUUAAAGAGAGAGAGGGCAAUCAAAGAAAAGGAAAUCAAAGAAAUUCAGAGGGAGCUCAGUGUACUGACAGAGGUGAAAGCCAAAGAACAGGAAGUAGAAAUACAGGAAGAAGUCAUAAAGGUUAUUACUGACCCACAGCUGGAAAGUAAGUACCAAAUUCUGCAGGAGAACAAACAAAAAGAAAGUACAGCGAGAAAACAGCUUGAGGAGGAGCUGAGAAUCCUUCAGGAGAAACUGAAGGAAUUAGAGAAGGAGAAGACUACAGCUGAGCAAAAAUUAUGCAUCAAAGAGAUUCUGCAGGUGGAAGAAGACACUGCAGUACUACAAAGAGAAGUAGAUGAUCUUAGACAGCAGUAUGAAGAUGAAUUAGUAAAACACAAUUCAUCAGAGAAGGAAAAAGCAGACCUUGAGAGGAAAAAUUCAAGCCUGGAAAAGAAGGAAUCCAAGGUUCAGGAGAAAACACAUGAAAUUAUUUGGCCUGACCCAAAGGCAGAAAAUGAGGUGGUAAAGCUCCAUCAUGAUUUGACUGAACAGAAGAGAAGAUGUAAGGAUGCAGAGCUUCAACUGCAGGCUGUCCAAGAUGAGUUGAAGAUGCUAAGGAACAGAUCACAAGAUGAAUGUAAGGAAAUCAUGAAAGAAGUUGUGAAGUAUAAGAUGGACCCAGAGACUGAAAAGGAGCUGGAAAAAUUAAGAAAUGAAAUUGUAGACAAAACAUAUACAACAGAAAGUUAUGAAAAAGAAAUCCUUAAGCUUAAAGAUGAGGUUCAAAGGCUGAAAAACACCAAACCCCCUGUAGAGAUUAAAGAGAUUGUAAAUGAAGUUGUGCAGUAUUGCGAGGAUCCUACAACCAAGGAGGAGUUAAACACUCUGAAGAGGAAACUUGCUGAGGAACAGAAAAGGUGUUUGGAAUUGGAAAGGACUAGGUCAGAUAAUGAGGAAAAGAUCAAGCUGAGGAAGGCUCACCUUUCACAGGUGGAGGUUGUCCAGCAGGAAAUUGUGAAACUGGAUGAAGAUCCACUGCUGACAUCAGAGUACCAAACCCUAUCCGAAAGUAUCAGCAAUGAGCAGAAGCAAAAGAUAGCCCUGAAAGAAGAGCUUUUCCAGCUCCAGUGCCAGAUGUCUGACUUAGACUGUCAGUUGGAGGAGCUUAAGCAUGAAAGCAGUGCCCGGGAGAAAGCUGAAACUGAACUGCAGAGACUGAAAGUCCAGCUCAAUGACCUUGAGACCAGAGAAAAGGAAUCCAAGGAGAAAGCCGAGUUGAAGCGAAAUGAGGGCCUACAGAAAGACUCCCAACCAGACAGGGAACACUCCAUCCUUAGAAAAAAGUUGCAGGAGGAGCAGGAAAAACGUAUACUGCUUGAGAAAGAAUUGGAGAAAUUGAAACAAUGUACAAUGCUGACGAAAGUGGAAGUGCCAGAAAAAGUAGUUCUCUCUGAAAAAGUUCAAAUACAGAGAAACCCAGAGGCAGAACUAGACACAGAAAGACUGAGAAGAAUCUUGGAAGAAGAAUCAAAUCGGUGCUGUGAAUUAAAUAAACAGCUAAAUGAUAUUAACUCUAGACUAUGUGAUGUAUCACUUGCUAACAAACGGGCAAAUGAAGAACUGGAGUAUAUUCGAAAUGAAAGGUAUACCCUAGAAAUGCAGAACCAACGACUGAAGAAUAAAAUCGACAAUCUUCAAGCAGAAAUCCAAGUCACAACAAGCGUAACAAAAUACAUGACCGAAUCCUCUCCUUUACAAAAUGGAGAAAACCUUGAGUUAAGACUAGCUGCCAUUGAGAAAGAGCUCUCAGACCUGAGAAAUACUAACGAUGAGAAGGACCAAGAAAUCAAGAAGCUUCAGAAGAACCUGUCAGCUGCAAGAAUAAAGAGGGAACAGAGGGAGAGUCAUCUACGACGCUCUGUAUUGGUCAUUGAUCCAGGCACAAGCAAGGAAAUGACUCCAGAAGAGGCUUACAGUCAAGGGCUCAUAAACUUGGCCAUGUUUGUUCACCUUCAAAGUCAGGAGUGUGACUGGGAGGAGAUCACAUUGAUAGGACCAAAUGGAGAGUCAUCAGUGCUUCAUGACAGAAAAUCAGGCAAGCAGUUCUCCAUUGAGGAUGCUCUGAAUACAGGCACCAUAACAAAUAAGCAGCUCCAGAAGUACCGUAAUAAAGAAAUAACAAUCCAGGAGUUUGGAAUAAUGGUUUCUGGAAACCAGAUGUAGACAGAGCUUGUAUUUCACAAUAUGUAAAACAAUAACAGUACAGUUCAGAUGUGAUUUCUGCAUGCCCCCCUCCCCCAAUCACUGGCUUACAGGGAAGGUUUUAUUGGGAAUGGAGAAAUUUUUAAAACUUUGUCAUUUUAACACAAAAUUAUACUUAUUUGCUAUCCUUUAUAAAGAAAUGCAUUUGAAAACUGAAAAUAAAUUCCUACUACACUAAUAUUUUUUCACCUUGG